AUGGCCUCCCUUACACUCGUUACCGAGGCCCUUUCGGCCUUCACGCCCGCUCAAUGGUGCCAGAUAUUCUUCGGAGUCUCCUCGGCGACCAUUCUGGCUAUACAAAUGAUCCCCAAGGCUGCCCACCACCUGCUCCUUGAUUACGGCCCGCGUUCGCUGACCAGUACCGGUGGCCAGGCGAAGGAGUCAGCUGGACCCAAGGGAUCGAGUGUUUUCAUCAGCAUAGUCAGAGCGGUGGCCUCAGUUGGCCAGAUCCCUCACUCAUGGUUUAUGCACUUCUACGUUGCGUCAGUCGCGAGCUCGGUUUUCUGGGCAUGGCAGUAUCUCCAGGGGGGCUCGGCCAUCACAUCUAUCGCAGCGCAGCAGGCAGCUUCUGGAGCUCCGUCUAUGAGCUUCGAGCAGACGGUCCUUGUCUGGGCGCUUAUGGCUCUACAAGGUGGAAGGAGACUCUAUGAAUGUCUGUUUGUGAUGAAGCCGGGGUCUUCCAAGAUGUGGUUCGUCCAUUGGCUGCUCGGACUGGGAUUUUACCUCUGCAUGGGCGUAUCCAUCUGGGUCGACGUUUCCCUACGAGAGACAACUAAGCCGGAUUUUGGGAGACUGCUGUCGCCUGCCGCCAUCGUCGGAACGGCUACGUACUUGUACGGCUGGACCAAUCAGCACCUGUGCCAUAAACACCUGGCCGGCCUCAUGAAGUACUCGUUGCCAGACCGUGGCCUUUUCCGAUAUCUCGUCUGCCCCCACUACACCUGCGAAUGCCUCAUCUAUCUGGGUUUUGCCAUCACGGCCGCUCCGGAGGGCCAGUUCAUCAACCGUACUCUCCUAUGCGCCCUGUGGUUCAUUGUUGCCAACCUUGGCACAACGGCUGACGGAACGAAGCAAUGGUAUGCGCAAAAGUUUGGGCCUGAAAAGGUGGCUGAUAGAUGGAGAAUGAUUCCGUUCAUCUUCUAG
This is a messenger RNA of Colletotrichum graminicola M1.001, 948 nucleotides long. RefSeq names its product 3-oxo-5-alpha-steroid 4-dehydrogenase. Gene Ontology annotation, biological process: polyprenol catabolic process; dolichol-linked oligosaccharide biosynthetic process. The coding region runs from base 1 to 948 and encodes 315 amino acids. NCBI's taxonomy places the organism in Eukaryota, Fungi, Ascomycota, Sordariomycetes, Glomerellales, Glomerellaceae. The record is from RefSeq and is a predicted model, not a curated record. Gene Ontology annotation, molecular function: 3-oxo-5-alpha-steroid 4-dehydrogenase activity. Gene Ontology annotation, cellular component: endoplasmic reticulum. The transcript is spliced from 2 exons.